AUGAUCGAAACCCUGUUAUACAUGAAGAUCUUACUCAUGCUACACUUGUUUGGAGUGGCUCUGCCCAUUUUGGGACUCCCUCAGCCUGAGCCUCUCAAAUAUCACUAUCCCCCAGAGGUAGCAAUUCCCUUGAAGUUAAGUGGCACUGACAGAAGAAUGAAGAUUCCAGGAUGGAUCUCUUAUAGCCUGCACAUUGAAGGUCAAAGAUACAUUGUCCACAUGAAGGCCAAGAAGAAUUUGAUAGCCAGAAACUUGCCAGUGUUCACCUAUACAGACCAGGGCAUUCUACAUGAGGAGCAUCCUUAUGUUCAGAGUAACUGCUACUAUUAUGGCUUUGUGGAGGGGGACCCAGACUCGCUAGUUGCCAUGAGUAAUUGCACUGGGGGCUUUCAAGGGAUGUUAGAGACAAACAACAUUACAUAUGAAAUUAUGCCCAUAACAUCAUCUACUACAUUUCAACACUGGGUAUUCAAGUUAUACAGUGAGGAAACAGCAAAUGUCAGCAAAUCUGACAUUAUGUCAGAUAAAAUUCCACCCUCAAUGGAGUUGCAAGAGAUGGCCAAGUCCACCCUGAGCCAACAUCUGCCUACUUAUGAAGGCUGGUGGGUCCACUAUAGGACUGUUGAAUAUGCAAUGGUGGCAGAUAACAGUAUAUAUAUCAGAUUUGCAAUGAAUGAGUCAAUGCUGAUGAAAGAGCUAUUUGCUGUAUCAAAUAUAGUGGAUACAGUUUUUGCUCCUCUGGGUAUUGAUGUAUUAAUGUGUGGUUUGGAGAUCUGGACUGAAAAAAACCCAUUUACAACAUAUAAUGGAGCGCAGUCUCUGAAACUAUUUUGCAGAUGGAAAAUGAUCCACAUUACUCCUCGAAUACCUCAUGAUACUGCGCACCUUUUUAUAAAUAACCAUCUCAGAGGACUAAGUGGAUUAGCACCUGUUAAAAGCAUGUGCAAUCCACCAUGGAGCUGUGCAAUUGUUACAUUCAUAGACAGAACUACAACCCUGUUUGCAAUUGCAUUGUGUCAUCAUAUAGGUCACAAUUUGGGCAUGGAGCAUGAUAGCCCAACAUGUAAGUGUGGGCAUUUGAAAUGUUUAAUGCAUGAAGAUAAUCCACCGACACCUAAAUUUAGCACAUGUAGUUAUCAUGCUUUUUUUACAUAUGUUGAAAGGAAUGCAAGGUGUUUGAUGGAAACCACACACAUGAAGGACAUAUUUACCUUGGAGCGUUGUGGGAAUGGCAUUGUUGAACCAGAAGAAGCAUGUGACUGUGGGCUUUUACAGGGCUGUGAAAAAGAUCCCUGUUGCAUGCCCAACUGUACUUUGAGUUAUGGGGCUAAUUGUGCUUUUGGACUUUGCUGUAGUAAAGAAUGCAAGUUUUUGCCCUCAGGGAAAAUUUGUAGGAAAGAAGUGAAUCUGUGUGAUCUUCCAGAGUGGUGCAAUGGAACUUCUCAUAACUGCCCUGAUGAUGUAUAUGUGGAAGAUGGAAUUCCUUGUAGUCAGACCUCCUACUGUUACGCAAAGGAAUGUAAUGACCGCAAUGAACUGUGUAGGGACAUUUUUGGCUCUGAGUCAAAGAGUGCAGAUCAUAUUUGCUAUAAAAACAUGAAUGUCCAAGGGACCCGUUUUGGUCACUGUGGCUUAGAUGGUGCUUCCUAUAAAAAAUGCAAUAUCACAGAUGUCCUGUGUGGCCGAGUACAGUGUGAUAAUGUGUCUGACCUUCCCAUGUUGACAGAACAUAACACUGUGCACUUUGCUAAUUUCAAUAACAUCACGUGCUGGGGUACUGAUUUCCACCCUGGCCUGAAAAUACUUGACAUUGGUGCUGUAAAAGAUGGCACAGAGUGUGGUAUGGAUCAUAUCUGCAUCCGUAGGCAGUGUGUGCAUAUCUCCGUGUUAGAUAGCAAUUGCUCUCCUUCAUUCUGUAAUAUGAGGGGGAUCUGCAACAAUAAACAUCACUGCCAUUGUAACUAUUUGUGGGACCCUCCCAACUGUGAGAUAAAAGGCUAUGGAGGCAGUGUUGACAGUGGCCCACCCCCCAAGACAAAGCGGAAAAAGAGAGUUUGUUACCUGUGUAUUUUGCUGCUUAUUAUUUUGUGUAUUUUAGUUUGUACUCUUAUCUAUCUUUGCGUAAAGGAACUAUCUAAGAAGAAAGAAAGAGAAACAAGAAGAUCCCAAAGUACAAAGAGCUUUGUGUCUCACCACAAACCAUCUGUAUCAAGAAUGUCAUCAGUAAGAAGCUCACGGUUUUCAUCCAUUAAAAGUUUCCGCUAA
Molecule: messenger RNA, 2265 nt
Organism: Perognathus longimembris pacificus (Pacific pocket mouse)
Lineage: Eukaryota; Metazoa; Chordata; Mammalia; Rodentia; Heteromyidae
Gene: Adam29
Product: ADAM metallopeptidase domain 29
Exons: 1
Coding region: 1-2265 (754 amino acids)
Biological process (GO): proteolysis; male gonad development
Cellular component (GO): external side of plasma membrane; sperm head plasma membrane; plasma membrane
Molecular function (GO): metalloendopeptidase activity
Source: RefSeq, a predicted model, not a curated record